CAGGAAGAGCAACUCCGGCGCACAUUAGCAGAGAAAAGACAGAGACACUACCGUGCGCUUCUGGAUGCGGUGGAGAAAUCGGUAUUCAGAAGAUUAAGAGAGAGGGAGGCAGAUGUGGAAAAGGCAACUCGUCGAAACGCCGAGUUAGAAGCACGAGCCGCCCAGCUUAGCAUCGAGGCACAAGUCUGGCAAGCCAAAGCUAGGGCACAAGAAGCCACCGCCGUAUCUUUGCAGGCACAACUACAACGAGCGAUGUCCAGCGGCGGCGGAGGUGGAGGCGGAGGCGACGGAGGAGAUGGCGGCACCGCCGAUGAUGCCGAGUCGGCUCACAUUGACCCGGACCGAGUCGCCAUUUUGGGACCGAGUUGCAGAGAGUGUAGAAAGCGCUUGGCGUCGGUGGUGCUUUUGCCGUGCCGUCAUCUCUGCCUCUGUACAGACUGUGAUCGAGUGGCUCAGACUUGCCCGUUGUGCCACAUUCAGCGAAGCUCCAGCGUAGAGGUCUUUCUCUCGUAGGGCCCAAUCCCAC
This is a messenger RNA of Cucurbita pepo subsp. pepo (vegetable marrow), 526 nucleotides long. NCBI's taxonomy places the organism in Eukaryota, Viridiplantae, Streptophyta, Magnoliopsida, Cucurbitales, Cucurbitaceae. The record is from RefSeq and is a predicted model, not a curated record.